AUGGCGACUUCCAAAGUUUUCUCCGCACUGCUGAUGUCUGCUCUGCUGCUAGCCUUCGCCGCGGCGCAGUCGCCUUCCGGCGCACCGUCGCCGUCGCCAGUCGUUAAAUCACCGGCGCCUUCUCCGCUGGCGCAGCCGCCGAGUCACGCGAGCCCUAGCCCGGCCCCUACGACGGUCACCGCUCCUUCUCCUGCGUCCGCGUCGUCUUCUCCUUCUCCUACGGCGUUCUUCUCGCCGCCAGCUCCUCCUCCGUCGACUACCUCUCCCUCGCCGUCCGUCUCCGCGCCUCCGACCGCCGGUGGCGCUCCGUUGCCUUCAGCAAACGGCGCGGUAAUCAAUGGAGCAGGACUCGCUGCCGCCGCGGUCGGUUUCUUCGCCGUUAUUUUGGUUGCUUGA
Salvia miltiorrhiza (redroot sage) is the source of this 396-nucleotide messenger RNA. RefSeq names its product vegetative cell wall protein gp1-like. The transcript has a single exon. The coding region runs from base 1 to 396 and encodes 131 amino acids. The record is from RefSeq and is a predicted model, not a curated record. NCBI's taxonomy places the organism in Eukaryota, Viridiplantae, Streptophyta, Magnoliopsida, Lamiales, Lamiaceae.